AUGAGUGGAAUGGAUGAAAGUAUAAAAUUAUCAGAUCAUGCGAGUAGAUUACAUAAUCAAAUGAUAUCUGGUGAUGAUACUACGAAGUUAUAUACUCAGCAAGAUAUUCAACAAUACAUUGGUAUUAAAUCCACCUUAGGUGAAGUAAUGUUAAUAGUUCAAGAAUUAGUUGAUAGGAAUUUAUUGAAAUUAGUUAAGCAAAACAAUGAAUUAAAAUUCCAAGCGGUUGACAUAUCGGAGGCUGCGAAGAAAUCGUCGAUGUCAUCUGAGGAAGCGUUAGUUUAUUCGUAUAUUGAAGCGUCGGGCCGUGAAGGGAUAUGGUCGAAGACCAUUAAAGCACGUACAAAUCUGCAUCAACAUGUAGUGUCUAAAUGUUUAAAAUCGUUAGAGAGUCAAAGAUAUGUGAAGAGUGUUAAGAGUGUAAAAUUCCCCACGAGGAAGAUAUAUAUGUUAUACAAUUUGCAACCCUCGAUUGAAGUUACCGGUGGUCCAUGGUUUACGGAGGGGGAAUUGGAUGUAGAAUUUAUCAAUAGUCUAUUGACCAUUGUAUGGAGAUAUAUUGCAGAGAAUACGUUUCCUGAUGGAUUUAAUACCAGUAAUAAUCAAAAUUUACAAAAGCAUUAUGCACCAAACGUAUUAAAUGGUUCGACAACGGAGCAAAUUCUUGAAUUUAUUUCGAUGGCGCAAGUAGCCAAUGUUGAAUUAACCACGAAGGAUAUUCGUAGCUUGUGUGAAGUGCUAGUAUAUGAUGAUAAGUUGGAACGUAUAGAGCAUGAUUAUUACAAAGUGACAUUGCAAAGUCUAUUACAACUAGGGAAGAUCGGACCCAGUGGAGUAGAAGAAGACGAAGAAGAAGAUCGUGAAAACGAAGAAGAUCGUGAUGCUCAUGCUAAUACUAAUAGUAGUAGUAGUAAUAAUGUAUCAUCGAUCUAUGACGAUGAUUCACAAGAUUUCUGUGUAUAUGAUUAUUACAGAGGUAUAGCGCCAUCGACUAAUGAUAAAGAAGCGGUAUAUUUUGAUGAGUGGACGUUGUAG
Messenger RNA from Maudiozyma barnettii, 1035 nucleotides. It is a transcript of the gene RPC34, whose product is annotated as DNA-directed RNA polymerase III subunit C34. Gene Ontology annotation, biological process: transcription by RNA polymerase III. The transcript has a single exon. Gene Ontology annotation, cellular component: RNA polymerase III complex. Lineage: Eukaryota; Fungi; Ascomycota; Saccharomycetes; Saccharomycetales; Saccharomycetaceae. The coding region runs from base 1 to 1035 and encodes 344 amino acids. The record is from RefSeq and is a predicted model, not a curated record.